CUGAGAUCUGCAUUGAGAUCAGUCAGUGGCUUCGUCAAAUGACAUUCGUUCAAUGCCUUGACUGAGCGAAUCAUCACCUAAUCUUGAAAGCCUCCAUCUUUGUACUUCAAUCACAUUGAACUAUCUUUCCUCUUAGAUAUCGCAACCUUGGUCUAGCUCUGAGUUUGACCAUUGCGCUACAGCCCUUUUCAACUAUCCUUCCCCCACACCCACAUCACGGUCUCACAGCCGUAAAUUCCCUUACCUCGCCAUGGCACCCCGCAAACGAAAGGCACCUGCAACACCCAAAAGACCCCAGCCAGUUUCCAGCAGUCGCAGACGAUCGACGCGCAUUGGUUCGUCGGCCGAGAAGAGCAAGUACUUUGAAAGCGAUUCCGGCUCCGGCUCCGACUCAGACGAUGCACAUGUCGCGAAGCGUGCCAAGACCGGCGAUGGCACAAAGUACAGUGGUCGCCGUGGCCCAAAGGUGGAGUCGGAUGCCAGCGAGGACGAGUACGAAGCACCCGACGAUGACGAUGACGAGGAGGAGGACGAGGAGGACGCUGCCGAUGAAGCGUCGGGUGAUGGUAGCGAAGAGGAACAGGACAAGUUAAAGCCAUACAAGCCUGUUAAAAAGAAGGGAGCCAAGCCUCCCUUGAAAACAGGGCGGGACAAGGACAAGAACGAUUUCGACAAGGAGGACGAUUCCGAUGAAGACAAUAUGGUCACCUUUAUUCCACACGUAAAGCUACGAGAGCUCGAUGGUGUUGAAUACGCCGAUGAGAAACUACACAGGAACACUUUGCUGUUUCUCAAAGAUCUCAAGGCCAACAACGUUCGCUCCUGGCUCAAGUCCAACGACGCAGAAUACCGUCGAUCCCUCACGGACUGGAACUCGUUCAUUGAGACCCUUACGCCCAGAAUUGUCGACGUCGACGAUACGAUACCCGAGCUCCCGGCGAAAGACAUUGUAUUCCGUAUAUACAGGGACAUUCGCUUCUCCAAAGACCCCACGCCCUACAAGCCCCACUACUCUGCCGUCUGGUCCCGGGCCGGGCGCAAGGGCCCUUAUGCGUGUUACUACUUGCACUGCGAGCCCGGGGGCAAGUCGUUUGUGGGCGGUGGUCUGUGGCAUCCAGAGGCUGAGUCUCUGCGUCGGCUGCGGGCCAGCAUCGACGAACGGCCGAGGCGGUGGAGGAAAGCCCUGGUCGAGGAUGACAGGCUGCGGCGUACUUUCCUGCCCAAGUCGAAGAAGGGCGAUGAGAAGUCCAUAUUCAAGGCUUUCGCGGUUGCGAAUGCCAACGAUGCGCUCAAGAAGAAGCCCAGGGAUUAUCCCCAGGAUCAUCGUUAUAUAGAGCUGCUCAAGCUGAGGAAUUUUACCAUCAGCAAAAAGAUUCCUGAUGAUGUGUUCACGUCGGAUGACGGCGUUGAUCAGCUCAUGGAGAUCUUUGGUGAUAUGGUUGGAUAUAUUGCGCACCUCAACUCAAUUGUGAUGCCAGAAGACGGAGAUGACGACGACGACGACGAUGACGACGAAGAUGAAGAUAAUGCCAAUGGAGAAGCCACAGAUGCCACAGACUAA
Messenger RNA from Pyricularia grisea, 1561 nucleotides. RefSeq lists its product as uncharacterized. The record is from RefSeq and is a predicted model, not a curated record. The transcript has 2 exons. Lineage: Eukaryota; Fungi; Ascomycota; Sordariomycetes; Magnaporthales; Pyriculariaceae. Bases 251 to 1561 code for a protein of 436 amino acids.